Lolium rigidum is the source of this 1510-nucleotide messenger RNA. Its product is annotated as pantoate--beta-alanine ligase-like. Gene Ontology annotation, molecular function: pantoate-beta-alanine ligase activity. Gene Ontology annotation, biological process: pantothenate biosynthetic process. The record is from RefSeq and is a predicted model, not a curated record. NCBI's taxonomy places the organism in Eukaryota, Viridiplantae, Streptophyta, Magnoliopsida, Poales, Poaceae. The coding region runs from base 1 to 939 and encodes 312 amino acids. The transcript has 4 exons.
AUGGCGGCGGCGGGCGAGCCGGAGGUGAUCCGGGACAAGGCGGCGAUGCGGGCGUGGUCGCGGCGCCGCCGCGCGGAGGGCAAGACGGUUGUGCUGGUGCCCACCAUGGGCUUCCUCCACGAAGGCCACCUCUCGCUCGUCUCCGCGGCGGCCAACGCCUCCGCGGGGGCCCCCGUCGCCGUGGUCGUCUCCAUCUACGUGAACCCCAGCCAGUUCGCGCCCACCGAGGACCUCGCCACCUACCCCUCCGACCUCGCCGGCGACCUCCGCAAGCUCGCCUCCACUGGCGCCGUCCACGCCGUCUUCAACCCCCCAGACCUCUACGUCCGCGGUACCUCCGGUUCCGGGCGCGCGGCUAUCUCGGGUUCCUGCCUGGAGGAGGCGGCGGGGGGCCACGAGACCUGGAUUCGGGUGGAGCGGCUGGAGGUGGGGCUGUGUGGGAGCAGCCGGCCGGUGUUCUUCCGUGGAGUGGCCACCGUGGUGUCCAAGCUGUUCAACGUCGUCGAGCCUGACGUCGCCGUCUUUGGGAAGAAGGAUUAUCAGCAGUGGCGUCUCAUCUGCAGAAUGGUUCGUGACCUUGACUUUGCCAUAGAGAUCAUAGGAUCAGAAAUAGUGCGCGAAGCCGAUGGUCUUGCCAUGAGCUCUCGCAAUGUGCACCUAUCGCGUGAGGAAAGGGAGAAGGCGUUAUCCAUUAAUAGAUCAUUGGUAAAUGCUAGAAGUGCUGCAUUGAAAAAUAGCAACAUUGCUAGCCAACAUAUGAAGAAUCAAAUAGCGCAGACACUGUCUGAAGCUGGUGGUCGGGUUGACUAUGUUGAGAUCGUGGAGCAAGAAAGUCUGGUACCUGUGGAUACCAUCGAUCGCCCCGUCGUCAUCUGUGUUGCCGCAUGGUUUGGAAAGGUUAGGCUGAUCGACAAUAUCGAGAUCCAUCCGGGAUUCUGAGGGUUCUACUAGGGCCUUGGAAAUGUAUUCUUUAUCAAAAUAAAGGACCAUGUUGUACACUGCAAGUCUGUAACAGCCACAUGCAGAGAACUUGUAGGGUACCUGCUAUAACUUCCUCGGUAUUUGUUUGAGUAAUCAACGUCUUCGGCAGACUGAAGUUACUAGCUCCUGCUUUCCCGCCAAGGCACCGUGUUCAAGGUACUCAAAGUUCUUCCCCAGUGCUUUUCUUGAGUUUUGCCAUGGCCUGACCUGGCAAUAUCACCCUUGGCCGGGCUCCUGACAAAGUGUCAAGCAUGCAGGCAUGGCUCGUCCCACACCAGCGAUGACCUGCACCUACCGUCCCAGGCAUCUGCAUAGCCUAUGGUGUGUUCGUGUCGAUCUGCAUCGGAGAAGGCACCACGCGGAAGAUACUUGCGCUUGACACUGGUGCCAGCAACUUACUUACAGGUGAUGUGCAAGCCGUGCCGAUUGGUCAACACUUGAGCAUGACAUGUGUGUAUCAUUGUUUCACAAACAUUAUGCUUCUGUUUCCAUUUGAGUAUAAGAUAAGUGCAGUUCCUCUUUGCCAGCA